UCUUGUUCUGCGCAUCCGGAUGUUUAUUCUAUAGAUAUUUCUGUAGUCCAGGUUUCGCACUACUGUUAUAGCUCGACCAAAGAGGGAUACGUUAAUCGAUAGUCGCCUGUGGAAUUGUGGCUUGGGACUCGGUUGGGUAAAUAAGCAGUGUUGUGGAGAUGUGGUAUGAAAUAAUACCUUCUUUUGCUAUAAUUGUGGGUGCUAUGACUGUUCCUACAGUUGCCAUGUACUAUGUUCAGAAAGGCAUAUCGGGAAAUCCUUACCGGCGUAACCUAACAAACAGGUGGGAAAGGUUAAUGUAUACAAGAGAUAUGAGACUAUCAGGAAAUGCUUAUAAAACAAACGGACUGGAAGCAAUACCAGACAAAUAAGUCAACUUUUGAUAGGGUAGUUUUUAGUAAAUGUAUAUACCUGUAAAAUAUUUACAUUUGUUAUAAAAAACAAUAAAUUACAUUUGAACCAUA
Molecule: messenger RNA, 464 nt
Organism: Schistocerca gregaria
Lineage: Eukaryota; Metazoa; Arthropoda; Insecta; Orthoptera; Acrididae
Gene: ND-MWFE
Exons: 3
Coding region: 159-371 (70 amino acids)
Source: RefSeq, a predicted model, not a curated record